UGCCCUGGUUGUCCUGGAAGUGGCAUGUUUACAUCUAAAGAAAAAGAUGUUUGCUGAGAAAAGUUGAAGGUGUAACUGAUCAGUUUAUCAUCACAGAAAUCAUACACUUACUUGGUUACAUGAGCACAGAUUCAAAGAUAUUGGAAUAAAAGAUGGAUUUAUAAAUGAAUCAAAUAGGGAUUUAAAAAUGAUUAUUGAAUAAUAAAAUUAAAGGAUAUCAAACAUAUACAGGGCCUAUAUCAAUGUAUUAUUGUGUUGCCAUGGAUAUAUUUAAGCAUAGAUUCUAAGAAUCAUUAAUCAAAAUGGACAUUCCAUGAACAAUGAGGAUUAAGGAAGCUACUGAAAUAUGUGUGUUCUUAAGACAAAAAUGAUACUUUGUUGAUUUGAAAGUAACAAUUAAAGUUGUAUACUCAGAGAAAAAUGUGUUCACACCCAAAUACAGAAAAGAUUUAUAGAAUUGAUUUGUUCAAGGUUCAUUUAUUCAAAGACAAACACUUGGAUCAAUACAUGUCUAAAUUGUGACAAACAUUUUUAUUUUGCCAAUGGAAUAUAACCUUCAACAAGAAAAACAUGGAUGAAUUGAGCAGCUUUCAUCACAUUUGAAUAGAAAGCAAACAAAAAGCCCCAUUGAUGUACAAAGUUCUCUUUUAAUAAAAUGUUAACUUUUCAAAGUCGCAAAAUGCUUAUUUGCUUUCAGUCUGAAUGAAGGGGGCAAGCCAAAAACUCUGAAAUUCAAGAGAGUAAAUGAAAUUGUAUCUCAUAAUGUGAUUUGAAGUUUUAUAAACGAUAUGCAACAAUAUUACAACCAUAGCAUAACAGGCCAUAAGUUACAGGCCAUUGUUUAUGUAGUAAAUUAAAGACUGCCUCAUAAAAACAAAUUCAAAGAAUAUGGAAUAUAAUCUAUAGUAUACAUGUAUGAGCGCACCCCUGGGAAACCUGAGAAACAGACCAUUGUAGCAUUAAGUUAUUCUACCAAAUAACAAUAAUAGCUUUUAGGUUAAAAAAUAAAUUGUCGUUAAGGACAUUACCCCCAUUGUAAUAUAGAAAACAUUAAGAAGAAAAACAGAUUCAGACAUGGCCUUCAUCAUAUAGCCACACACAUGGACAUUAAAAGAUAAAAGCAGAACAGUUAGGGACAACCAGGGUGGAAUUAUUUGGAUUACAUAAAUUGUGACACGAUAAACAACAAGAAUAAAAGUAAAUGAAAAACAAAAAUCAACAAUUGAGAUGAAGAUUUGGACAAAGGUGGAUAAGAAUUAUCCCAAAUAGCGUCAGAUUCAUGAUUAAAAUGAACAACAUACACAAUACACUUCAACUAAAUUCAAUACUUUGACAACAUAUAAAAACAUUCAUUGAGCAAACUUAAUUAUUCUGGAGACUAAAUCAAAGAACUUCAAGAUGAAUCGUUGGAAGCAUCUCGGGGAGAAGAAUAAGUUGAAAAUAACAACGGGGAAUAUGUAUGAGAGAGUUGUCAGGGUAAUAUCCAAGGAUCAAAUAUCUCGAACAAAAGCUGAAGUAGAUGUCAUAUUGCCAUGGUUACGGAAGAAAAGUCAGUUGUUAAACAAAAUGGAUAAAAAUGUGAUAAUCUCCAUUAUCCAGAACUGUGUAUACCAAGUGAACAGCAAAGAUGAUGUGGUCAUCAAACAAGGGGAGACUGGAGACAGUUUCUUCAUCAUUCUCAAUGGACUUGUCGGUGUGUACAUUGACAGUAAGAAGAGUGGUGAAGACAAACCACCUCCAGCAGAAGUUCCUGACAAAAGCAAGACAGAAGAAGAGAAAGCAAUGGAACAGUUGUUCGGCAAACAAAAGAAAAAACUUGACAAGAGCAAAUAUGGAAAAUGUGUUGUGCAAUUUGGUGGUGGUAAAAGUUUUGGAGAGUUAGCCCUGAUAGAACCAGAAGCUAAGAGGAAUGCUACAAUCAUAUGCCAUGAAGAUACAGACUUUCUUGUCAUUCACAGGGAGCUAUAUAACUCAACACUGAAGGCAUUCCAAGAAGCUGAUUACAGAGACAGACAUACAUUUGUAGAGACAAACCCUUUAUUCAAGAAAUGGCCUAAGAAACUAAAACAACUGCUUAAGAUGAGCUUCAUCAAGGAACUGUACUCGUAUGAUACAAAGAUUGUCAAACAAGGUGAUCCUAUAGCAGGACUUCAUUUCAUCAGAAGGGGUCAGGCAAAGUUAGUAAUAGAGCAUGCACGUCAUGAUGAUCAAUACAUGUCCAUGUGGCCCUUUCAUGACAGCCAUGACAUGUUUGACCUGGAGAACAUCAAACGUCCUAAAAAAGCUAAAGAAAUCCGAGAUCACCCAAGAGUUGGGACUCCCCCUGCAAGACAGCACCAUGUGGAAGUGAGGAGGUUUGAGGGUUAUGCUGCUGCAGAGAAGCUUGAGAAGAAUAAAGUGAUUACUAUGUGUACAAUGGAGGAAGGAGAAGUAGUUGGGGACAUUGAAUAUAUCAAUGAUCUCCAAACAUAUCACGGAAAUGUGAUCUGCACUGUUGAGACUGAGGUGUACUUCCUGAAUUGGAAAAACUUUGAUAGAUUGAUAUCAAAGAAAAAUGCAUCAACAGUGGCCAGUUUAAGGCAAGGAGUCAUAUGCAAAUUGCAGUCAAGAGCGUAUACAAUACAAGGGGACCAUGUGCCCCUGUUGAGACAUUUACUAUUCAAGAUGACAGAUGAGCAGAAACCUGUCCAAAAGAAGAUCCCUCCAUUAAGAACCAGUAAGGACCUACCAGAGAAGGAUCUCUUACAAGCCCACCUUGUGGAAGCAUUCCAGAACAACAGGGCUGAGAUCCUUGCUCCUUUUGUACCAGGAUCAGUAUAUCUAAGGGAGAUGAUGAGAGAUAAGGCUAAAAUAAGGGAGAGUCAACAUGCUAAUAAAGUCAAAGCAGGUAGAGCCAGAGAAAAGAAAAAGAACAAGGAGCAAAGGAAACCUAGAUCUCUAAGACAACUGCGAGAAGCCCUAAUGAAGCGAGAUAUGCAGGAAAAGGCAGUGAACAGUGAGGUAGCCAGUAGGUUCAUGAAGGCUGUUGUGAAUGCUCAGUUGGCAAAAGGGAGACCAGAACAAACUGCAGACGAGAGAGUUGCUGAAUUUGAGCAACGUCUUGCUGAAAUGAACUAUAAGCCAAGUGGAUCCCCAAAUAGUGUAAAAGAUGAUGAUGUUGACUCAGAGGGUGAAAUAAGAGAUGAUGACACUAUAGUGUCGAUGGAAACGCAUCCAAACAAUCCGAAAGAAGAAAGGAUAAAUAGUCCAAAUAAAUUAGACCUACGACCUAUCUCUGAGGAGAACACAGAACUGUUACUCCUUGAGAGAAUAGCUGAAGAAGCUGAAGCUGCUAGGUUGAAAAGUGCUCCCAAAUCAAGGUUAGCUAGCCGUGGUAAAUCAAGGGGACAAAGUAGGGGUUUAUCAGGAGGUAGAAGCCGGAAUCAUUCAAGACUUGCAAGCAGAGGCCAGUCUAGAGGAAAAUCCCGGGGUAACAGUGGAGCACACUCACGCCUCUCGAGUACCAAAUCUAUGCGAUCAAGAGUCUCAGAUAGUAUCCAUCUUCCAUCAAUUAACCACACUCCAAAUAGCUUAGUAGCUUCAGAACCCCUUCCUUUAACCAGAGAUGAUACCCAUCUUACCUUUAUAACCCAGAGUAUCAUUGCGCAACAAGAGAUGACAGCUAAGUCAGAGCAAGCCCCCUCAGAAGCUGGAACGUCCAUAUCAAAGAUGACUGGAAUGACAAAUAUGACAGGAACCUCAAGUGUCAAGAGAAGGAAACGUAAACUAAAGAAAAAGGAAAUCGCUGUCAAUGCUCUAAAGCAAAGUCCAAAGAUGAAAUUCAUCAAUGCCUAUGUGCAAACUAAGAUCCAACAUGCAGAUAAAUUCCCUGAUUUCCGAGAUUUUGAGACCAGUGAUAAGACAUUGAGUUAUCUAGAGAAAAGGCUGCAAAACUUCCAUCUUAGGCUAGAGGAAAACAUACCACAUGAGGAAGGCAGGAAACUAGAUGUGCCAAUAUUACCCCGCCUGAAAAGAUAUGUGAGACCAGAUGCCAUACUUGGUGCACCAAAACCAGGUGGAAAGGUGCUUCUCAAGAAACAAGGAUGUCGUUUUGCAGAUAGUGAAUUCCCAAUAAAACAUGAACAUACUAAAUAUCAUAUAGUGGACACUUUACCGAAUUACAGACAGCUGGAAAAGACACGAUAUUAUAUGACAUUAUUCAUGGAUAAUGCUAUGAAGGCAGUUGACACACAUAAUCCCCUCAAGGAUAAACUCUCAUGGAACUGAUUUACUCUUCCAUUAUUACAUACAAUGUAAUGCAAUAUGUGACUGGAUCUGCAUAAUCCCAAACUUUAUUUUUGGAAAUAAGGACUAAUAUGGAUCAAUAUUCUAGCUCUGCUGCAAAGGAUUUGAUCAAAAUAAGAUUUAACCAUCAAUUGGUGGUAGUUAGGAAACCAGUAUUAUAAAACUAGGCGCAGCAGGAUAUAUACCAAAACAUUUAUCAAUUAAUUGCUUUUAUUUUUAUAUAAUAGUGAUUUUGAUGACUAGAUGUUUACAUUUUCAUUAGACGGUAAAAUUUUUCUAAUAAAAAAUCAUAAC
This is a messenger RNA of Owenia fusiformis, 4578 nucleotides long. The record is from the annotation of a GenBank genome assembly. NCBI's taxonomy places the organism in Eukaryota, Metazoa, Annelida, Polychaeta, Sabellida, Oweniidae.